AUGGCAACUAGUCGUCCUCAACCUCUGUUCUACCAAUCGUCGAAGUGUGUGGCUCUGUACUUGGAUGCUAACAUAAGAUUCCAACUAUCGCUACGAUGCCCUGGGUUCCAAACUAUCCACAAUAACCAAACAUUGAGAAUUAAUGAUCUCAAAAUGCGACCGAAUGACUUUGAGAUCAAUGGCACCGUCUAUUGUGUCAGUGUCAUCCAGAGAUACACUGACACACCAACUCCCGAAUCCGUCAAACUCCGGAAUGCCAGCGGUGGUUUUCCACAUGACGUAGAUAAGUAUGGCCUCCGUGAAGAGGGGAGGAUACAAGACGCCACAAAAGUUAAAGAGUUGGAAGAGAAAUUGAAGUUGAUGGUGGGCGAUCGUGGUUUGGAUCUUGCGAUUGAACAAAAAAAGUUGGAGAUUUCGGCAUAUCGUCUUCGAAUGAGUAAUCAAGAACCGCCAUUUACCCACGAUCUGCAACUGGCAUUGAGAAAUGGAACAGUACAGAAAGUGGAGCAUGUUGCGUAUGACAAAAAUCUCAAGUUCACCAGGGAUUACAUUCUUGGAAGGAUUUUUGGAGUAGCUAAAAGAAAAGUUCAAAUCAAGGAUUUACAUAUUGGACAUGACGAUUUUGACUUACACCAGAUGUUCUACCUCCGAAUGGCUGCUGAUGAAGAAGACCGAGAUGUGCCGCAGGAAGACGGACCGUACAAUGCAUUCCAAAUUAAACGUUGCGAAGAUCAAAUGGAACCAUUGUUGCCUGUUCCAAAAGGAAAAUUGGAAAUCGGAGAGAUGCGAGUCACUGGAAAUUUGAAAAACGCGUUGGCUAGUAUCAAGGCAAGUCUAUCAGUGAGCAAUCCCCCUUUGAAAAAGAUAACAUGUCCCUAUCAACCACUUCCGGAUGACCCGGUGCUUCAAAACACUGAAUUUUUGUGUGUCGCUGGAAUUGGAAGUCUGAAAGUGUUCAAUGGAAGACUCAAUAAUCGAAUUCAUCUGGCGGAAUGUGAUGUCAUGGCAGCGGGUGUCACGGAUCUUCUUAAUAUAUGUACGAAGGUUGGACAAUUCUACUCCAUUGGGUUCCAAUUUCAAACACCUAUUGAGGAAUUCUUCGAAAUGUUCAGAAACCUUCCAGGCGUGGAGACAGGAGAAAGCGAUGAGUCAAGAUUGUCCAUGUACCGGGAGUGUUUAAUUGUCCCGAUGACUGAUGAGAUCGAGUUAAAUACGUGGGUCGAUAAAACAAACGAUGAGGACAAGGAGUACUGCGACACUAGAUUCAUCGUGAAGGUCAUAGUACAAAAAAGAGGACACGCACAAGUCAAACAAUUUUUCUAA
Caenorhabditis remanei is the source of this 1323-nucleotide messenger RNA. RefSeq lists its product as uncharacterized. NCBI's taxonomy places the organism in Eukaryota, Metazoa, Nematoda, Chromadorea, Rhabditida, Rhabditidae. The coding region runs from base 1 to 1323 and encodes 440 amino acids. The record is from RefSeq and is a predicted model, not a curated record. The transcript is spliced from 3 exons.